GAGGAUAACUUAGAGCCAUUCACAUGACUUGCCAUCCUACACCUUCCUACAGUCCCUCCAGGAAUCCUUUGGAUCCUCUGCCACACGGGAGAGAGAGACACCUGUUUCAGGAGGGGUGAGGUGAAGGGAGCGAAGGAGAAGAGGGGGAGGAAAGGAGGAGAGGCUGUUGUUGCGGUGUGAGAGCAGUACAGUAGUGGAGGACUGGACACAGAGAAGUGGGCUUCUGUUUUCUACUCUAGGGGACUGUAAGCGAAGAAAGAAUUGAGGAGAGCAGAGGAGGAAUGUGUGGAUUACAGUAGCAAGUACCAACAGACUAAAAUUAAAGAGGAGAAAAGUAUUUGAUUGAGUAGGAAAAAAAGAGAAAGCAACCGAACAAAUAGUAGAGAGAGAAAACGAGAGAGAAAGAGAGAUUGAUAGAGAGAGACAGAGAAAGAGAGAAAAAAAAGAGAUUAAGGGCAUACCGCUGCAGGUGUGCGGCGCUAAACAGUGUGCCAUAGGGAGAGAGAAAGGAGACUGACUGUUCGCAGCGUGCUGAGUGGAGUUACCGUGGUGACCAAACCGUGAAUUAGUACCUUCUCUUCUACAGUGAACCCUCCUGAACCUCCGCUAACCAAUCACAGGGAGAGAGAAGCAGAGGGUAGAGGUGUUACAUGGAACUUUAUUUACAACCUAUAAGUCUACCUGGCCCUAAUAAGGAGGUGCAGUUGAUACAGGUGCAGUACAGGGACUGUGUAAGGGUGUUAGGUUACUGUUGAGUUGCGGUAGGUAGAGAGUGUUGACAGGUCAAUUGACAGGUUGAUUGACAGGCGUCAGGUUAAGGUGAUGUCUGUGGAGCGGGGCCAGGGACGUGGCCACUCCCCCUCUGACUCGGAAGAAACCAACGGGCUGCAGGUGGAUCCUGAACCAGAGGAACUGGACUGGGAUAGCUUUAGUACUGCAUUGGAACAGAGACUGACUAUUGAGCAGGAGUGUGCCCAGGCGUCAGAUCACCGUUGUGCCCAGCUGGAGAAGGCCCAGCGUGGGCUGGAGCUGCAGCUGUCUGGCCUAUCUGAGCGCCUGGAGGAGGAGGAGGCGUGCUCGACCCAGCUGGCCCACCACAGAGAGAGGCUGGAGGCAGAGAACAGCAGCCUCAGACGAGACCUGGAGGAACUGGAGAGUGCUCUGACUGCCACCGAGAGAGACAAACAGUUUUCAGACGGCUCAGUCAGGAAGCUUUCAGAGGAGCUGUCCCAGAGAGAGGAAGCUGUCCAAAAGCUUCAGAAGGAGAAAGAACACCUGGUGGAGCUCAGCCAGCAAGCCAUUGAGGAUCUGCAGAGCGAGGAGGAGAAGGUGAACCUCCUGACCAAAGAGAGGGCAAAGUUACAGGUGCAGGCGGAAGAUUUGGAGUACCUGUUAGAGCAGGAGCGGCAUCAGCGCGGAGAGCUGGAGAAAGGCAGGAGGAAGCUGGAGGGAGACAGCAGGUCCACUCUGGAGAGCCUCACUGAGAUGGAGAGGAUGAGGAGCAGCCUGGAGGAACUCAUGAAGAAGAGAGAUGUGGAGAUAACCAGCACCAGUACCAAGCUGGAGGCAGAAGAGGCCCUAAACAUCAGCCUGCAUAGGAGGAACAAGGAGCUGCAGGUCCGUACCGAGGAGCUGGAGGAGGAACUGGAGACAGAAAGAACCAUGAGAGCCAAGGUGGAGAAGCAGAGAGCUGAUCUGACCAGAGAACUGGAUGACCUUACUGACCGACUGGAGGAGGCAGGGGGAGCCACAGCUUCACAGAUUGAAGUAAAUAAAAAGCGGGAGGCGGAGCUCCAGCGUCUGAGAAGGGACUUGGAGGAGUCUUCUAUCCAAUCAGAGGCCCUGGCUGCGUCUCUAAGGAAGCGUCAUGGUGAUGCGAUGGCAGAGCUGGGAGAGCAGUGUGAGAGUCUCCAGAGGACCAGGGCCAAGCUGGACAAGGAGAAACAGAGUCUACGCAUGGAGUUGGAGGACCUUGCUGCCUCACUGGACACCCUGCAGAAAGUCAGGAUGUCGACAGACAGCCAGCUGAGGAAGCUGGAGGAGCAGCUCUCUGAGGCCAACACCAGAGGAGACGAUCUGCAGAAAGCCCUGACUGAGGUCAACGUAGCCAGGAACAGACUAACAGCCGACAACACAGACCUGGCCAGACAGCUGGAGGAGGCUGAGAGCAGAGCCAGCCAGGUCUGUCGCUCCAAGACCCUGAUUGUUACCCAACAUGAAGACAUCAAGAAACAGAUGGACGAGGAGCUUAAGUCUAAGCUGGCCCUGGCCAGCAGUCUGGCAGGGCUGCGUCAGGAGUGUGAGGUGUUGAAGGAACAGCUAGAGGAGGAGCAGGAGAGCAAGCUGGAGCUGCAGCGUUUCAUCUCCAAACUCAACACCGAGGUCACACAUUGGAGGACCAGACAUGAGGCGGACGCCAUACAGCACUUGGACGAACUGGAGGAGACCAAGAAGAAGCUGGCGUCUCGGCUCCAGGAGGCUGAGGAGGCGGUGGAGGCCACCCAGGCUAAGUGCUCCUCUCUGGAGAAGACCAAGCAGAGACUCCAGGGAGAGGUGGAGGACCUCUGCAUAGACCUGGAGAAGGCUAGUAAUUGUGGCCAGGCGCUGGAUAAGAAACAGCGCAUCUUGGAAAAGCAGCUGGGCGACUGGAGGCAGAAGUGUGAGGAGCUGGUGCUGGAGGUGGAGGGUUGUCAGAAGGAGAGCAGACAGCACGCCACGGAGCUCUUCAAACUGAAGACGGCCCAUGAAGAGGCUCUGGAACAGGGAGAUGCCCUACGCAGAGAGAACAAGGCCUACCAGGAGGAGAUAGUUGACCUGACUGACCAGCUCUCGGAUGGAGGCAAGAGUGUCCACGAGCUGCAGAAGACGAAGAAGAAGAUAGAGAUGGAGAAGGAGGAGCUGCAGGCCUCAUUGGAAGAGUCUGAAGCUGCCUUAGAGGCUGAGGAGACCAAGGUGCUGCGUCUGCAUCUGGAACUGUCCCAGGCUAAAGGAGACAUGGAGAGGAGACUCCAGGAGAAAGAGGAGGAGUUUGAGGCAGCAAGGAAGAGCCACCAGAGGGCGCUGGAGUCCCUUCAGGCCAGUCUGGAUGUGGAGGUCAAAGGUCGUGGUGAGGGGUUGAGGGUGAAGAAGAAGCUGGAGUCUGACCUAAAUGAGCUGGAAGUACAGGUGGACCUGUUCACCAAGAACAACAUAGAGCUCACCAAGAACACAAAGAAGAUGCAGCAGCAGAUCAAGGAACUGCAGGGCCAAUUGGAGGAGGAGGUGCGUGGGCAGGAAGAGCGGAGGGAGGAGCAGACCGUGUUGGAGCGACGCUGCCUCCUGCUGGUGAGCGAGGGAGAGGAGACACGUGGUGCGCUGGAGAAUGCUGACAGACAACGCAAAACCUUAGAGAUUGAGCUUACAGAGACCAACGAGAGGUACAACGACCUCAACAACCAGUUCCAGUCAGCGCUGAGUGGUAGGAGGAAACUGGAUGUGGAUUUACAGGCACUGCAGCAGGAGCAUGAGGAGCUGCAGAAUGAACUGAGAGGAGCCAAUGACAAGAUCAAGAAGGCCAACUGUGAGGGAGCACGUGUGUCAGAGGAACUGAGGUUAGAGCAGGACCACACCCUGCACAUGGAGCGGGUGAAGAAGGGUCUGGAGGCCCAGUUAAAGGACAUGGGCACCAGGCUGGACGAGGCUGAGCAGAUGGCCCUCAAAGGAGGCAAGAAGAUCAUCCAGAAACUGGAGGGCAAGGUAAAGGAGCUGGAGUCGGAGCUGGACUCGGAGCAGAAGCGUCACGCUGAGACGGUGAAGACGCUGCGUAAGAAUGAGCGUCGUCUGAAGGAGCUGCUGUUCCAGUCCGAGGAGGACCAGAAGAACCAACACCGCAUGCAGGAACUUGUGGAGAGACUCCAGAACAAGAUGAAGGCCUACAAGAGACAAGUAGAGGAGACGGAGGAGCAGGCCAACAUGAACCUCGCUAAGUACAGGAAGACUGUACACGAGUUGGAUGAUGCUGAAGAAAGGGCAGACAUCGCUGAGUCAGCCCUCACCAAGAUCAGGACCAAGAACCGCGGUAGCUUCAGCAAGGGAUACUCGUCUGGAUACAGCACUCCGUACCCCGGGGGGAUCGUGAGGUCACCCAGUUCCGUGGGGUCAGAGGGUAGAAGUGAGAAGAUCAUCAACGAUGACAAUGACUCGGUCAGCUCCCUCAUCCCAGCUUAUCUCAACUCCCUGAAGAAACUCAUGAUAGACUAGCACCUAGGGAGGGAGUCAGUUGGAUAUACCAAACAUUCCAGAGCAAAGAAACAUGUACUGUCUUACAUAUGUAGGAUCUUAAUUUGAGACAGUUUGCUGCAGCAGGAAACGUGCAUUAUAAUUCAUGGACAUUUUUGAAGGGGUUGAUACAUUUUUCAUUUGGGCAAAUUAAGUCUGACAUUUGAAAGUGGAAACUAAACUUUAGAAGACUUUUUAAAAUUCAAGAACUACAAGAUUGUGUUUCCUGCUGUGCAGGACAAUUCUCAAAUUAAGAUCCUACAUUUGUAUGUUUUACUUUUAAAUCCAAACCAAUUUCCCUGCAUACAUGCAGUGUCAGACAUUUCAAAGCAAUAUUUUUUUCUGGAUUUUGUGGUAUACAAUACAUACAGUUGUUGUCAGAAGUUUACAUACACCUUAGCCAAAUACAUUUAAAAACUGUUUUUCACAAUUCCUAACAUUUAAUAAUCCUAGUAAAAAUAAU
Oncorhynchus gorbuscha (pink salmon) is the source of this 4720-nucleotide messenger RNA. RefSeq names its product myosin-16-like. The record is from RefSeq and is a predicted model, not a curated record. The coding region runs from base 823 to 4239 and encodes 1138 amino acids. Lineage: Eukaryota; Metazoa; Chordata; Actinopteri; Salmoniformes; Salmonidae. Gene Ontology annotation, cellular component: myosin complex. The transcript is spliced from 23 exons.